GCAGACACGCACGUCAUCCCGUGGGGUCUGUGCGCGACAAAACGCAUGCAGCGUCCGCAGAUUGUCAUUGGCGACAAAUUAGUGUUCAAGUGGGCGGACCUGUUCUGGCAUGACCUGUGGAUCAUGGACGAUGAGGCGGUAUUCGAUAAUUGCAACUUCAAGCGGGCAAAGCGCCUUCGACCCCUUGUUGUUGGUGUGCAGUACAU
This is a messenger RNA of Closterium sp. Naga37s-1, 206 nucleotides long. The record is from the annotation of a GenBank genome assembly. NCBI's taxonomy places the organism in Eukaryota, Viridiplantae, Streptophyta, Zygnematophyceae, Desmidiales, Closteriaceae.